UAGUGAAAUUAUGUAUAGCAUGCAAAAAAAAGAACAUAAUAACCCAUGUUUCUUUGCCGAAAAGAAAAAUCAUGGAGGAAAAUCAUCGAAACAGACUCUCAGGGAAUGUAACGUGACGGAUAAAGAAGAUCAAACAAAAUCUGAGAAUUGUCAGAAUGGGAGCUCUGAAGACUUUCAACCAGAAUGCAAUACAAAGGAACAAUCAAAUUCUGUUGCAUUAUAUUCGGAAGAUUCCGAGGAUAUAAAAAAGAGGAUUGAAAUCUUGAAGAAAAGGAUCAGAUUAACGAAAAAGGUGGCAUCUUCGCAAAUUAAUGACGGAAUACCGAAACAAUUUGAGUGCAUAAAAUGCGGAUGUCCUAAUAGUAUAGAAAAUGAAGUUGCAGCAGCCUUAGAGGAGAUUGAAGGAAAUGAAGACAAGAUGGAAGAAGACAAGACUGAUGAAAAAAAGAGUCGGAGGAAAUGGUUUGCUUUCUGGGGGGAAAGUCGGAAGCCCUGCGUCUGUUUUCCAACUGAUCACUACACAGGAUUGAAAUUUAUAUCUUAUCGAUAUAUAUUUCGCAAAAUCUCACGAACAGUAACUGACAGAAAAGAUAUUCAUUAAGAAUGGCUAGUGUAACGAUGAAAA
Molecule: messenger RNA, 625 nt
Organism: Orussus abietinus
Lineage: Eukaryota; Metazoa; Arthropoda; Insecta; Hymenoptera; Orussidae
Exons: 3
Coding region: 11-601 (196 amino acids)
Source: RefSeq, a predicted model, not a curated record